Messenger RNA from Wasmannia auropunctata (little fire ant), 802 nucleotides. Its product is annotated as protein SREK1IP1-like. Bases 15 to 521 code for a protein of 168 amino acids. NCBI's taxonomy places the organism in Eukaryota, Metazoa, Arthropoda, Insecta, Hymenoptera, Formicidae. Gene Ontology annotation, molecular function: nucleic acid binding; zinc ion binding. The transcript has a single exon. The record is from RefSeq and is a predicted model, not a curated record.
CUCUCGCCGAAAUCAUGGAUCCCGGCGUCCUGUCGCGGCUGAUACCCCAGAGCAAGGAGCAGAUGCGACCGGCGUGCAAGAAGUGCGGCUACGCCGGACACUUAACCUAUCAGUGCCGCAACUUCAUCAAGAUCGACCCCAACAAGGAGAUCGUGCUGGACGUGAGCAGCACGAGCUCGGACAGCGACGAGAAUUACGUCACCCCGUUGACGGAGCUGCGCGAGCGCGAGCUGCGGUGGAAGCUGCGGGACGCGAAGAAGAAGCGCCGGGAGAAGAAGGCAAGGAAGAAGCGCAAGAGAAAGCGCGGGAGCUCGGAGAGCAGCGACAGCGAGUCCGACUCCGAAUCCUCCUCCUCCUCGUCGUCGACGUCGUCGUCGUCGUCGUCGUCCAGCGAGGAGGAGAAGAAGCGCAAGAAGGCAAAGAAGAGGAAGAAGAGCUCGAAGCACAAAAAACGCAAGAAGAAUAAGCGGGACGAUGCGUCGUCCGCGAGCGUGGAGGACGGCGACCGGAAAAAGAAAUGAAUUGUUCAUGAGUGAUGAGCGACGGAUUCUCGUUCGAGUCGUUUCCAGUUCUUUCUGCCGUUGAAUAUUGAACGAUCCCGUGACUACGAGGUUUUUUUUUUUUAAUCGUGUCUCGUGUGCCGCGUCCGUUUUUUUUUAUCUAUAUAAUAAGGUGAGGGAAUCAUCACCUUACUGUGUCCUGCACUGACUCGGACUUUGUAAAUAAAAGCAUAUAUAUUUUUCAUUUGUACAGAGAACCGUGACAUUCCUUAAUAAAGAAUUUUAGAUUGUAAAAAUUAUAA